AUGGCUGGUAGCACGUGGUGGCGCUAUGGCACGUGGGCCCCGAAGCAAAAUUAUUCAGCCCACGAAUAUAUGUUUCGUCUUACUGCUCUUCCUGUUGCUCCUCUUUCUGCUGCUUCUCCUCCUCAUGUUCCUCCUGUUACUCCUCCUCAUGCUGCUCCUCCUCUUGCUGCUCCUCCUCUUACUCCUCCUCAUACUGCUCAUCUUACUCCUCCUGCUUCUCCUCAUGCUCCUCCUCAUGUUGCUGCUCCUCAUACUGCUGCUUCUCCUCUUGCUGUUCCUCCUCAUGCUGUUCUUCCUCAUUCUGCUGCUCCUUCUCCACUGAGGAGCAGCAAGAGGAGGAGCAGCAAGAGGAGGUGCAGCAGGAAGGGGAGCAGCAAGAGGGGGAGCAGCAUGAGGUACAGCAGCAGUAUGAGGAGCAGCAAGAGAAGGAUUAAUCAUUAA
Stegodyphus dumicola is the source of this 441-nucleotide messenger RNA. RefSeq names its product classical arabinogalactan protein 9-like. The record is from RefSeq and is a predicted model, not a curated record. Lineage: Eukaryota; Metazoa; Arthropoda; Arachnida; Araneae; Eresidae.